Molecule: messenger RNA, 688 nt
Organism: Cantharellus anzutake
Lineage: Eukaryota; Fungi; Basidiomycota; Agaricomycetes; Cantharellales; Hydnaceae
Exons: 3
Coding region: 1-504 (167 amino acids)
Source: RefSeq, a predicted model, not a curated record
AUGGCUAUCUCCUCCAUCCUCUCAAGCUCUCAACCCCACCGCGAUGGCCGCGUCAAGGAUCGAGAACGUGAAAGGGACCGUGAACGAGACUGGGAACAAGUUCGUAAUGAGCGCGAACGAACAAGUGAAAGAUUCAUUGGGACACCAACGACUGCGGAACAUGAUCGUAUUGCCCAUUCUUUUCCCCCACUAUUUGCCAUUUCAACUUCAACUCGCGCUUUCAAUCUCUGGGAACCCCGGAGUUUGUCAGAGUAUAGUUAUUUAAUUUAUCUCCCUUUCGAGAACAUUCUUGCGAUGCUUACGCUCGACGUUCGGAUCGGCAAAGCCCCCCCACCCCAAAUGGCUUCUCGUCCUUUCCCACCUCCUUUUUUCUGUGUCCUCAAAUUCAUCACUUCUUGCAAUGCUUUCUCUCUCGAUUCAUAUCACGCAUUCACCCUCAUUUUUCCAAACCCCCCCCUCUUCUUUGACCACGCCCCUCCCUUCUUACUCACGCUUGUUGACUAAUCUCAUUGCUUUAUCUAUCCCGGCCUUCAUUGGGCUAACUCAAUUCUUCAUUUUCAUCUCGCUUAGAUGCACCAAAAAAGCGAAGGCUUGCAACGGCAGCUGAUUCGCCUCCAUCCCAUACCACUCACAGUUCAUCUCAUUUUCAUCACCUUUCUCCGAGUCCCCCUCUCUCACACCCGCCCCU